Molecule: messenger RNA, 3514 nt
Organism: Pipra filicauda (Wire-tailed manakin)
Lineage: Eukaryota; Metazoa; Chordata; Aves; Passeriformes; Pipridae
Gene: NUDT14
Product: nudix hydrolase 14
Exons: 5
Coding region: 39-707 (222 amino acids)
Biological process (GO): ribose phosphate metabolic process; nucleoside phosphate metabolic process
Molecular function (GO): UDP-sugar diphosphatase activity; metal ion binding
Source: RefSeq, a predicted model, not a curated record
CUUCCUCCUCCCCUUCUCCCCCUCCUCCCCCGGCAGGGAUGGAGGCCAUCGAGGAGCUGGCGCUCCAGCCCUGCACCUCCUCUCUGUACCUGCGGCCUUUCCGCCUCUCUUACCGGCAGAAUGGUACGAAGAAGUUCUGGGAUUUCAUGAGAACACAUGACAGUGUGUCAAUCCUGAUCUUUAAUACUUCCCGGCAGUGCUUUGUUUUGGUGAAGCAGUUCCGCCCAGCUGUUUAUAUGUGUGAAGUAGAAAGGCAUCAUCCUCAAGUCUUUCAGAAUCAGGACAAGGAGAAGUUCUCUUGCCUGGAGGAUCCUUUACCUGCUGCGGUUGGAGUGACCUAUGAACUCUGUGCUGGCAUUGUGGACAAACCAGACCUUUCUUUAGAAGAAAUUGCAUGUGAGGAAGUCCUGGAAGAGUGUGGCUAUCACGUUUCUGCUGCAGACCUGAGGAGGAUCACUUCUUACAGGUCUGGUGUUGGUCUGACGGGUUCUAGGCAGACACUGUUUUAUGUAGAAGUAACAGACCAGAUGAGAACCAGUGGAGGAGGUGGCCAGCCCGAGGAAGGAGAGCUGAUUGAAGUUGUGGAAAUACCUUUGGAAGAAUCCAUGAAGUUUGCUUAUGAUGAGACUUUCCCGAAGACAAUGGGUGUCAUCUUCAGCUUCACGUGGUUCCAAAACAACAUAGCACCCAAACUACCAAAAAAGUAAAGCACUGUGAUCUUGAGAAAAGCUUUCCUGCUGGUUCUGUGGAUACAGAAAGCUGCAAAUCUUCCUGCCUCCAUCAGCUCAACUUCUCACAGAGCAAAUAUUUCUUGAAAUAAAUUUGGAAGUAAAAUCUGAAUUAAAAUCCUGACCCAAUCUCCAUUAUUAGCAAAACACUUACUGGCAUCGGUGGGGCCACGAUUUGCCUUUGAGAGGCAAAUGCUGAUUCUUGUGCAAAGGUUAAGUAAAUGUGUCCAGUUCUCCUUUUUCACAGCACUGUUCUGAAGAGCUGCUCAGGCCCUCGCUGUGGCUGCCACACAAGCCUGUCACCGUGGUCUGUACAUACUGGCAGCUGUGUAUUCACUGCAGUUUUUGAUAUUUUUUGGAGGGAAGCAGCAAACCUGAAUAGUGACAGAUACCCUAACUGCGUUCCUGAGUUCUGCACAGCUUUCAGGGAGCAGCUUUCUCUGCGGAGUGUAGCUGCUGUGCAGAAGAGGCGUUUGCAUUUCUGAACAUGCAAACCUUUAUCAUAAGCAAACACGUCUGUAAAUCCUUCUGCUAUCGUGUCAUUUUGACAAUAGAGCAGCUGUAAGAUUAUGUGCUUCUGUUUGUUCCCACUACAAUGCUGAUCAGCAGUGAUGGUGAUAGAGGGGUGAAGGAUGGGGGCUUCUGCUGGAACACAUGCUCCUUUGUUUGCUUUAUGGGUAAUACUUGAUUAAUUAGAUCAAACUUUGUCCUCUAGACCAGGACUAGAGAGGCCAAAUUCUUUUAAUUUGACUCAGAGGUGAGUACUACAAGUGAUUUCUCUGAGGUCUCAGUUUCCUUAUCACCCAAAUUGGAAGAAUGGAACUUACCCCUCAGAUAACACUUCUUGGAAUCUAAUGAUUGGAAGUGCUUUAUUGUGAUUUUAUCAUGAUUUGUGCAGUUUACAUGGAAGCCUGUGCAACCUGCACAGACGUACUGAGCAACACAAUUUGAUUUAAUGAAGUGGCCUAAUUAGAAUGUAUAUUAGGUCUUCUAUCAGCAUAGUUUAGAUGUGAACUAUUUGUCAUGUGAAACUGUUAUGAGCAUGAAUGAAAGAGAAUUGAGUCUGUCAAUUUAAUUAUGCACUGGUUUAUGUUAUUCACUGAUUUAAUCAACAUGCCUACAUUGUAUGUGCCUCCAGGAGUACUGAGGUGCUAAGUGUGUUUAGAAGAUGAGGACUGCAAAUGUGCAAACUUGAAUUUAGCACCUGGAAUAAAUGCAGCACAUCAGGUGCCUGAUGGUGUCCAGUGGCUGAUUUUAAAUCACUGCAUGUCUAAAUAGGUGUAUAAAUAAAUAAUGUGGGUUUUUUAGAAAACGCUUUUAGAACUGCUACUUGCUGGUUCUUCUGCUGACUGGGAGGAAAGGUCCUUGGAAAGCCACUGAAGAAGGAGCAGCCUUUGUCUGUGAAGUCAGACACUUCUUGUGGAAGUUCAGGCACAGCUGUGUUGAGCUGGACUGGGUCUGUGGUGAGUCAAGGGCUGAGUUAUUGUGAGAGGCAAAUAAAUUCUGUCUGUCUGAUGUAUUUACAUUGGAAGGUGUUUUAAGGUGGGGUCUCCACUGCUCUGUCUAGUACAGUAUGUCCUGAUUGCUGCUGAGCCCUUUAUGAACUACUACAGUCUAUAGAAUAAAUAAUGCCCGUGUCUGUGAUGGGCAUUCAGAGUGUGACUCAUCAGACUAAAUACACAGUUCAUGGAUUACCCUCUCUGGAAGUGCCUUCAAAUCCCAACACCUGCAUUUGUUUUGGGCUUGUCAGAGCACCCUGGGGAGGCAGGUCAGCCACUGCUGGGUCUCUUGUGCCACCACACAACGUGCACAUCCUGGGCUGCCAGGGACAGCACAUGGACAAACCCAGCGAGGAGAGCGGGCAAAGGUCCUAAAAUCUCUGUGAGCAUCACACAGUUGGUGCCAGCCAGUCAUGCCGUGGCUGCACAUCUUUGAGCUGGGCCGUUUGAAACACACAUAUUUUGCCCCCUCCAAGGCACUGUGGCUGUCCCUGUUAUGUACCGAACUUCCCCAAGGGCAGUUCCAGGCUUGCCAAAAUCUGUCCCAGACUCCUGUUGCUGGUCAGCAGAAGGUUGUCCCCCAUCACUCGGCUGGGUGGAGGGCUUGCAAGCUGUGCAUGCCCAAGAGGUGUUGCUUUACAGCCCGGAACUGGGGCCGUGCAGGAUGACAGAGAGGAGCCACCACCUCCAGAGCAGCAGCAGAGGCUUCCCAGGUAGGAGAGUGGGAGGUCACAGUGUGGGAAGAGAGGGGCACGUGAUGCAGCAGCCUGGAGGGGUGUGUGGGCAGGGAAUCCACAGCCCUUGUGAGGACACAGGGAUGACACUCCGCUUGCUCUGGGGUGACCUCACCCAUACAAGCUACAGCCUUGGGACUGCCUUUAUGCAAUGGAUACUUGUGGAUAAUGGUGAUGGAGGGCAGUUGCAUGAGCUGAGUAGUCCCUCAGCACUUCUCCAAAAGACCAGACAAAAAGUAUUGGCCCCACCUCCCAGUCCACUCCUCCCCAGGGGUCUGCUGGGCACACACCUAUAAAACCUGGAGGACUGCAGUGUCUCUGAAGCCUUUACACCCCAAGGGAUGCUACACCCCAUCCCUGUGCUCUGCCUGGCUGUCCACACAAUAUGCAAUUCUCAAAUAGAAACGAAAGUCACAUGACUACUUUCAUUUUCUUCCCCAAUUUGGGAAUUUUCCACAGAAACAGCAGUGAUGCAAUAUAGUGAAAAUUGUACACAAAGCAAUGGAGUAUCUGGUGUUUGGAUUUGCAAUAUUAAAUAUAAACGUAUCUUCAA